Molecule: messenger RNA, 1146 nt
Organism: Henningerozyma blattae CBS 6284
Lineage: Eukaryota; Fungi; Ascomycota; Saccharomycetes; Saccharomycetales; Saccharomycetaceae
Gene: PPX1
Product: exopolyphosphatase
Exons: 1
Coding region: 1-1146 (381 amino acids)
Cellular component (GO): cytoplasm
Molecular function (GO): exopolyphosphatase activity
Source: RefSeq, a predicted model, not a curated record
AUGUCUAACUCAGUGGCUAAUUUUCUAAAAUCGUUAAAGAAACAACCUUUGCAGUUGAGAAACCAAAUCAGAAUCUCAUGCGGUAAUGAGUCUGCAGAUUUGGAUUCUGUUGCGUCUGCGAUUUCUUAUGCUUAUCUAGAACAUAUCUGGGCCAACUCUAAUCCUUCAGAAGCUAUCAUUCCAAUAAUUAAUAUUCCUCAAUCUGAUUUGAUUUUAAGAAAAGAUAUCAUUCUCAGUCUAAACCGAUUGAACAUUUCUGUUGAGGAUCUAUUCUUUAGAGAGGAUUUGAUUAGUUUCAAAAAAACAAACUCAAAUUGUAUAGUUAAUGCUAUACUAUUAGACCACAAUGAAAUCCCAAAACAUACUGCACCAUACAUUGAUAACGUUGUCGGGAUUAUUGAUCAUCAUGCGGAUUCCAAAUUAUAUCUGAAUGCAAACCCCAGGAUCAUAAAAGUCACUGGAAGCUGUACUUCUUUAAUCUUUAAGUAUUGGUAUGAGAAAAUCCAGCCAUCAACUAGACCAUUAUUGAAAAAUGUGGCCCCCUUAUGCUUAUCUGCUGCAGUUCAAGAUACGGCUAAUUUUAAACGUAAAAUCGAGGAGGCUGAUUUAGAAGUAGCCCCCAUCUAUCGUGAUUUAUUACCUGAAUUACAAUUUGAUUUGUUCUAUAAUGAUCUGAAUGAAGCAAAAGUUGACAUUAAAGGUCUAUCCACAAUAGAUAUCUUAAGAAAGGAUUAUAAAGAAUUUGCCUUUCCAGAUGGUAAAGGCGACGAUUUAAUUGUUGGUAUUGCUUCUGUGGUGAAGAAUUUAGAUUGGCUUUAUGUUAAUACGAAUGAAUCACAGUCAAAAGAACUUUUCAUUAAGGAUUGCCAACAAUAUUUAAUAGAUAAAAAAUUAACAUUUCUUAUGAUAAUGGCAAACAAUCGUGAUCCAAAGAAAUUUGAACGUCAAAUUGCGUUUAUUUUUGAUAAGAAAAUGGUCGGGAAUAUCGUUGAUAAAGUAAUUAGGGAUGUAGCCGAAUAUUUAGAUUUAAAACCAUUUGAUGAUUCAAACACUAAGGACUCUUAUAUAUCGUUCCAUCAAUUGAAUGUAAAGGCAAGUAGAAAACAAGUAGCCCCAGCUAUCAAACAGGCUAUUUCAAAAAUAUAA